Messenger RNA from Neurospora hispaniola, 550 nucleotides. RefSeq lists its product as uncharacterized. Bases 211 to 513 code for a protein of 100 amino acids. The transcript has a single exon. NCBI's taxonomy places the organism in Eukaryota, Fungi, Ascomycota, Sordariomycetes, Sordariales, Sordariaceae. The record is from RefSeq and is a predicted model, not a curated record.
AACGUUUCCCUCUGAUGGUACACCGAGAUACGGACCACGACGAUUUUGGUCGUCAGUCCGCUUCGUCAGUUGCGUGAGCACCUGAGAGUGUAUUUUGGGUCUUGGCAGGAAGAAACAGGACAAUGCACAGUACCUUUCUGUCCACAUAAAGUUCGUUUGCCCCCCACUCAGAUCUCUCAGAUCUCGCCCAGGAAGAUGUGAAAGCGAACAAUGAAGUCAUUGUCCACUGGGACGUUGUGCUUGGCAAUGGUCAAGUCGGCAUGGAUGAAGGGCCCUGACGUGGGUACCUGCAUACGGUGGUUCGACGAAACGGCCGCAAUAACUGUUGAAGGGGGAGGUUGUGCGUGGUCAGCGAGGAGUCGGAUUCGAGAGAUGGGCAGCUUCCUCCGCUUCCGCUGUCAAACACGGCAGUUUUUUGACAGAUGCAAAUGUGGUGGCGUAACUGGUUAUGAAGAGCAGCCGCCUGAUAUAUCAAGCCGAAGCCCAUUCUGCGAUGAUCCUGGAGCUGUGUAGUUGUCUCGUCGCCGUGGUUGAUGUGGAAAGCUUCUAG